Molecule: messenger RNA, 918 nt
Organism: Metarhizium brunneum ARSEF 3297
Lineage: Eukaryota; Fungi; Ascomycota; Sordariomycetes; Hypocreales; Clavicipitaceae
Source: RefSeq, a predicted model, not a curated record
AUGGAUUCGGAAUGGGAGCAGCGUGCUGAAAAGGCACUCAAGAUGACGAGUCAACCCUUUCUCGACGACAAUAUUAUGGAUCAUGAGUGUCCCCCUAGUUGCGCCAAGAGCGACCUCAAAAGACCUCGGCUGCGAAAGUUCCCGUUCGAUUUAGACUCGAUAUCCUUUGUCGGCGGCAUCUAUCCAUAUCGUGGCCGCAAUGUCUGCACUGGCCAAGGUCUCGACGGCGGACUCGACGGGUAUAAUUGGAAAAUUCGCGUUCGAAAUGCUGGUCCGACCCAUGUCUUGAAGCUACUUUGGGAUACGGAGCCCUGGUAUCCGCAUUAUUUUGCCCCUCAGAGAGAAUGUCAAAAUGCUGCUCUUCUCCAGGCCAUGGAGGCGGCAGUGGCGGACGCAGCCCGGCCUGACAAUGCCAACGGGCCGAUUCUGGUCAACCCAGAGCCCAAGACGUGGGACGAGGCGUACAAGAACAUGCUUGCCUUUUCCAACGAGGCUCGUCGGCGGCGCAUUGGCGUACAGUCUCACGAUUUGCUGUCCAUCACCAGUAUGCCUCGUAUGCGAAAGUGCUAUGGCUGGAUGCAAUUUACGGGAGAGGAAUUGCUUCGCCAUUUGCCUCGAAGGUUGAUACCGCCAUACGUCGAAGUGGACAAGGUUGUUCGGUCUAUUGACGACGAAAAACUCUACACAGCGGUUGUCUAUGAGUUUAUACAGGAAGCUGACAAUGAUGUUGACGUGGUCAAGUCAGUGUUGGAGUUCUUGUCGCAUGCUGGUUUCUGCCAUAGGUGGCCCAAAGCAGAUAAUUGGAAAGGGGGUGUGUUGGUUGACUUGUCCGAUAUUGUGAACCCUAGAAGCUACGGAUGGAGGGAACAAGGGUGCGGUAGAACGGAUCCAAGCUUUGUGUUGGAAACUUAUACUUGA